AUGUCUUUAACCGUGGCCACUGAUACAAUUUCAUCAUUCCCUGAUCAUUCCAUGAAGGCGAUCAUGGCGUCCUUUUCAUCCACCCCAUCAAGCUUAUCAUCUGAAACUUCUUCUGCUGCUGUUAUUGAUGUUCUUUCUGUCUCCGAGGAUUGCUUUGAGGACGGUUGUAGCAUUUGUCUUGAGCCCUUCAGCUCCCAGGAUCCUCCCACUGUCACGAAUUGUAAGCAUGACUAUCAUUUGCACUGCAUUCUUGAAUGGUCUCAGAGAAGUACUGAAUGCCCAAUAUGUUGUCAGCUUCUUGUCUUAAAGGAUCCCACUAGCCAAGAGCUUUUGGAAGCUGCCAAAAUUGAAAAAAGCAUGAGGUCAAGAAAUAAUAUCCGCAUUGUCCGAGGGGAUGAAACUAGCCAUGUGGCUGCUUACGUAAAUGAUUCUGAUUUGGAGGAGCGAAUUCUUCAGCAUUUUGCUGCUGCCACGGGUAGAACGCACCAUCACAUUCAAAGGAGAAGGCAAAUAUCAUCAAGAAGAGAUUCUUUGGAAGUUUUUCCAUCGGUGUCUUUUGGUGCACAUUUCAAUAACUCAGGUGAUGAAAUGGAGAAUAUAAAUUAUGGAUUGGCAGUUGGCUCGACUACGGCAGGUGCAUCAGCCAGUACACCUGAACCAGAUCUGUCUCCUACGCAUACUUCAGAAACUGAAGAUGGUCAUUUCCACCAAAGGAUUCUUUUUGGCCAUUCAUCGCCUGAUGGUCCUCAGAGAUCGAGUCCCUCUGAGUUCAUUGCCUUUUCAGAGUCUGUCAAAGCUAAAUUUUCUGCUGCUUCUGCAAGAUAUAAAGAGUCACUUUCAAAAAGCACACGUGGCUUUAAGGAAAAGUUAUUAGCUCGCAACUCCACGGUCAAGGAACUGGGUAGAGGAGUUCAACGUGAGAUGAGUGCUGGCAUUGCUGGGGUCGCGCGAAUGAUCGAAAGGCUUGAUCUCUCUUCCAAAAGGACUGGUGGUAGUGUUCCCUUCACUACGUCCUUGGCAGAAAAAGCCAGCUCUGCAGAGAGAGGACCGAAUUUGGGGCAUUGUGUUAUACAUGAGUCUCCGAAUCCCAGUACAGUUCCUGUCAAACCUAUGCAUAGCUCUGAUGUCUCCUCGUUCGACUGA
Oldenlandia corymbosa var. corymbosa is the source of this 1143-nucleotide messenger RNA. The record is from the annotation of a GenBank genome assembly. Lineage: Eukaryota; Viridiplantae; Streptophyta; Magnoliopsida; Gentianales; Rubiaceae.